UGUGAAUGCGAGUUUGCGUGUGCAGUGACAACCAAAAUAUAUUGCCAAACAAAACACCGACAACAUGGCCCACUCAAUGCCGCCAGAAAACUUAAAUAGCCAUAUCCUGGCAGUGCUCGGCUUACCAUUGUUAGACAGACUACUGCAGUUGGAGAUUUUAUUCGAGCGCUGUACCGUGCGGCAAAUACAAGAAAUUUACCCGCUCAUCGUUCACUCCAUAUUCGGAAUUAAUGGAAAUGUACUUGGAUGGGGUCUGCGGACGACGACGAUGGAGAAUGCGCCGCAUUAUUUCAACAGACUGCAGCAUUUCUUUGGUGUCAACGGCGUGUGGAUGCACGUUUGCCACAGGCUGUUGAGCGAGACCACAAAAUUCGACAUUGAUAUAAACUUGUUGCCGCGUAAAUUCAUUGGCAUGCUGCAAGCGGGACCCAUGUUUUAUGCGGAUCUGAUCAACAUUGAUCCGCUGAAGCAUCAAGUGAGCACGUUGUCCCUCAACACAUUUGACUUUUACGUAUUCCACUUUGUGCUGUAUGCGUUGCAACCACUGCACACGAUCAAUCCUAUUGCCAUGCAGAUUCACAACGAACGCAGCAAAACAAUCUAUCAGUUACUGGCAGCCGAGUACUUGGAUAACUUUCUGCCGCAGUUUCCGGACGCAGCCAUCGAGCCGGCGAACUUUUGUGGCAGCGUCAAGGCGCCGCAGCAGAUACCCGCACAGUCGUUGCAACCACAGCGUCAGCUGCGUUACCUCAAGCUGCCAAGCUCGUAUCGCAAUGGCAACGGUCAGGGAGGAGUUGUCAGCAACAGUGGCAACACAUCGCCACAGUCCGCUGACGGAAGCGGAGCUGGCGGACGUGCCUAUGUCUGGCGAUCCGAGUCCGUGCUGUACUUUUUUGUGGACAUCUGGUUGCGAUACGACAUUGAGUCGGAGCACCAUCUGCCCAGCAGCGAUUUUGUGCGGGGAGUUCGCACGCUCAUUAAGCAAAUCCAUUUCUUUGCCAAUGCAUCCCGCUUAGAUCACAGUUCGUUGUGUGCUCUGAGAAAGGUAUCGCUUACCAUGGUCAAGGCCCGCAUCUAUGCGUUCCUCUGCAGUCUGAUCGAUCGCUGGCCACUGGACAGUUCCCUGAGCGUUGUGCUGGAGCUCUGGCUAAGCUAUAUACAGCCCUGGCGAUACACGUUGGCUUCCAACAAUAACAGAACUAUAGGCAUUUAUUAUGAGCCACCAAUAGCAAACUCGUUUGACGGCUUCAUCAUUGACAAUCUGAUUGUCUACACACACAUCUUCAUGCAGCUCCUGCCUCGGUUUGAACGUCUGGACUACUCCGUAUACCGCAAUGCAUAUAUGCUGCAUCGACUGGCCAAGACGUUUGCACAGCAGGAUUUGUUUGAUCGUCUGCAGCGUUUUGAGCGUCUGCACUCGGGCAAUGCCUAUGGCUUUGAUUCCCCGCAACGCCAGGUGAACAUGAUGAACAAGUCUCAUAACAGCUCGUACAAUGCCCAAUGGAAUCCCUUGGUCAGUUCUAGUAUACCAAAGCUAUUCAGUGAGCCAAUGCACUCGCAGAUUCAAAGCUUCCUCUAUGUCAUCAGCAUGGCCCGCAAUUCCGUGCUGUCGGACAUAAGUGCGUUGCGAAGGGAAAUCUCAGAACGUCAACGUUCAGAGGGAUACAUGAAAAACUUGUUUAAGAAGCUGUUUGGCGAGUCCACGCAAGAUGAAUUAACGCUGCAGGAACUCAGUCGUAUACCAGAGGUCCUGCGACAGUGUAUAGAUGCAUUCUGUCGAAUAUUUUCUGUUGACGCUGGAAGCUUGUCCAUGCAUGAGACACUCCCUGUGGAGCCGAGUCCUCCGGUAUCACCUUCCGGGCAAAACUUUAGCUUUUUCAAUUCUAACGAUUGCUUGGACACUUCCAAAUUGACGCCGCAUCAAAUGUCGCUGAAUGCCUCAAACAUGCAACCCUCCAUUGAUCCCGCGCUGCUGCCAAUACAAUCGAAUGAGUUUAGGCCACUGAUCAGACUGUUGCACCUCAUAUCCGAGCUGAUUAAUUAUAAGUAUGGCAGCCAAAUUGAAGCAUUUUACGCCCGGCAGGAUUUCUUCGGCAAGUUCUCACGACAACUGUUAAGCGCACCCAUGACAGAACAAUGGUUUGAGAACUGCGGCGGGAAUGUGGACAUACAAGAGAAGCAGCUGCCGGCAAGGCUUACUCUGCGUCCACUGGGCUCCAUUUCCGCACUUUUUAUGAUGACAAUUGCACUGAUCCUUGGAUACUUGUGGUGUGGUGUGGCUCCACUUGGACUGGUUAUUUUGUGUUUGCUGUUCCUGUCUUACUAUAUGCUCAUGGCGGCAUUAUCCUAAGCAGCUAAAUUUAUAUAUUUAUAUAACAAUAACAAUUAAAUGGACAAUUAUGGACACUUGC
Molecule: messenger RNA, 2411 nt
Organism: Drosophila innubila
Lineage: Eukaryota; Metazoa; Arthropoda; Insecta; Diptera; Drosophilidae
Product: sphingomyelin phosphodiesterase 4
Exons: 7
Coding region: 65-2350 (761 amino acids)
Biological process (GO): glycerophospholipid catabolic process; sphingomyelin catabolic process; ceramide biosynthetic process
Molecular function (GO): sphingomyelin phosphodiesterase D activity
Source: RefSeq, a predicted model, not a curated record